UCAUUAUGUAGGAUUCGACUCAACCGGUCGUUCCAUGGAAUUCAGGAAUCAUCUCAACUACCACCCGAGAAGUUGCAUCCUAGCUUAAUUCUCUUGAAUAUUUAGGACUGGCAAUGUCACAGAAACCGUCGUCAUCAUCGUCGAGUUCAAAUGGCCGCCCAUCGAGAACAGGUGACAGGUUGAUUCGGAGGUUGUGUGCGAACGAAUCCACGUUGGAGAAGGCUCUCGCGUUGUACGAGUCUUUACAGGAUGUCUUCGCUCAUGGCGCGUUGCCAAAUGUGUGUGCCUACAUUGCGUGCGAGAUGCUAGGCAAUACGGAUGUCAGCUGGGAAGCAGCAUCUCUAGCCUCCACCGUAGGCCCUCCAGAGUGUUUGAACUUGUGGCAACAAGUUCGACGACAUCUCUCUAAGUUUACGCCGACUGUAUCAUACUUAUCACUCGUGCGGACGUAUGAUCUCACCGCACCUCAAUCCUUCAUUACUGUCUUACAGACAGUCGAAGACAUAGCCGGUAGAGACAGCGUUUUCAUAAAUGACGCGUCGCGUGAUUCGGUGCUUUUUGCGGUGUUUACAUGGACUGGAUCGCUACUCAAGAUUGAGAAUAUUACCCCAGAGGUAGUCGCUGAUGACUAUGAUCUUGACGAGGAUGAACUAAAGAGACACAUGGAGGUGAUUGAAACCAAAUGCGAUGACCUCGCUAGUAUGAUUACUAUGUCAUACGAAGCGGUAAAGAUGCCAAGAGGCGGAACUCUUCUGAAUCCUAUCAACGAAAUUUCACCGCCGUCCUCGCGAUCUGCGUCUUCAGGUCCAGGCUCCAUCGUGCCUCUCAAACGUGGAGCAGAGACCGUCACCGAGCGCUCACCCGGGUCGAAACGUCUCAAUUCCGGUACUGCUCAAAACGAGGUUCAUCUGUCGCCAUCCAAGCCACCUCACCAAACAAGUCAUAUCCCCGUGACAUAUUCAAGGAGUUUGAAUGAAAUCCGUCGACAUCCACUUCCACUGAAUUCGGAGGCGAGCUCUAAGAAGUCAGAUGUGGCUGAAAGCGCAUCUGGAAAAGGUGUAAUUACUCCCCCUGUGAAACCGUCCUUUGUCGGUGAAAACCCUUGGAAACGUACUAAGACGUUGUCGCCAGAGAAGGACAUGGUAACGGAAACUUCGCAAUCCCGUAUGGGGGCGCAUCUAGAGCCUCUAGAGUUGGAGUAUAUCGGUGUCAACAGGUCAGCGGGUAAACCCUCCGACCAACAAGCCUCAACAUCUCAGAGCGCUAGAUCCCCCGACACUUCACCUGUUGCGAUUGAACCUGGCCUGGAUGCUGGGCCUCCCGCGAAGCGGAAACGUGGGCGCCCCAACAAAUCGAGUCAGCCAAUUCCUUCCUCCUCCUCAUCGUCCCGCAGCACCCUAGUUAACAGCUCAAGCGCGAGUUCCUCAUCCACUCUUCCUAGCACUAUAGUCAAACCCACCCCCAUCGUAGCACCAACACAAGCGACACAAGCCCAACUCCUCACGCAUAUCCGCAAAGCCGACUGGGCUAUCAUAACCCACACAGAGACUUUUCCCUGUCCCGACGUGAUCCUCAAACUCAAGAUUCUUGAUCUCAAGACUCGUAUCUUAGAACGCGACAAGUUGCCGACUAACCCUGGGAACCCGGAUGUGCUAAGUAGUGCAAGCGUGGCCUCAGCGACGAAGUUGGACGAGCUGAUUCAGAAUGCGAGAGAGGAUGUUGUUAGGUACGUUAGGGGUGGGAAGGAUGACAAGGGAAAUAAGGUGGGAAUUGGAGAGGGAGGUUAUGGAGGCGACAUCGAGUUGAAGUUGAAAGUCUUGGAUUUAGAGACGAGAGUGUCGGAGUGGAGAAGAAUCAUGGACGGUUGCUCAUGAUAUUGGAUUAUCUGCCAUUCUUUUGGAAUUCCUUUGUGUGCCUGGGGAAAGGAGUAUUGAUAUGAAGUCCACUAUGAGCAAGCUGAAUCCGACCCCUAUGACUGGGAAGUCUCGACAUCAACAGAUGGAGUAUUGAGGCUCUCUUUUAAGGACUAUAUC
Somion occarium is the source of this 2033-nucleotide messenger RNA. The record is from the annotation of a GenBank genome assembly. Lineage: Eukaryota; Fungi; Basidiomycota; Agaricomycetes; Polyporales; Cerrenaceae.